AUGAGGGCUUAUUUGCAGACGCAAAAGUUGACUCAAAGCAUUAAUGAAAGCACCCCUCAAAGAAGUCAUGACAAGCCUUCACUGUCUGCUUGGCCAAGCCAUGUUGUUCCACUGGGACAACAUGUGGAUCUUAAAUGUGACUAUCAUAAGGAUCCUUACAUAUUAAAGCUGUACAAAGAACUUGGACCUCCUAUCCCUCAGUUCCAUGACAGAAUAGUCCACAAAACCCUUCUCUUGGGUCCUGUGACACCAGAAUAUGGAGGAACCUACAGAUGCUAUAAUUACAAUCAUCAGUACCCUAAUGAACUGUCAUCACACAGUGACCCGCUGCAGAUCAUAAUUUCAGGAAUCUACAGAAAGCCUUUUUUGUUGGUCCUACAAACUUCCCUGGUAAAAGCAGGAGAGAAAGUGACCCUGGCGUGUCAUUCAGAGAUCAUGUUUGGAACCUUCAUUUUGACUUCACAUAGAAAGAAAAUAAUAAAGGCUUCUUUUGAGCUUUCGGCAGAAUCUCAUCUUGGGAGGUCCCAUGCAAACUUCUCAAUAGGUCCUGUGACACCUGACCAUGCUGGGACUUACACAUGCUAUGGUUCUUACAAUCACACACCAUAUGAGUGGUCCGAAUCCAGUGACCCUGUUGACAUAAAGAUCACAGGUUUAUACAAGAAACCUUCUCUGUCAGCCCUGAUGGGCCCUGUGGUGAUGUCAGGAGAAAAAGUGACCUUGUCCUGCAUCUCUGACCAUCAGUUUGACAUGUUCCAUCUGUCCAGGGAUGAAGUGCCUCAGGGGCAUGGGCUGCCUGCAGAGCAGAGCCACAAUGGGACAUUCCAGGCCAAAUUCCUGGUCGGUCCCAUGAUCCAGAAAGGCAAUUAUAGAUGCUAUGGCUCUUUCAGGAACUCUUCCCAUGUGUGGUCAUCCCCAAGUGACCCCUGGUACAUUCCUGUCACAGAUAAUCACAGGAUCCUGCAUAUUCUGAUUGGGCUAUCAGUGACCAUGAUCCUUGUCUUCCUCAUCAUCCUCCUUUAUUCUUAAGUACUUUAUUAUGUGGGUUUGAUUACUUCUGUCUCCUAAAAUGCAGUCAUCAUGGAUCAAGACUCUGAAGUGAGAGCAACACUGAACAGACAGGAUCCUGAAAGACAAGGAGUGCAGGAGGUGGCAUACUUCGAAUUUGAUCAGAUGAUCUUCAAACAAAAACUGACCACUCCCAAUUCCCAGAUUCCCAAGAAAUUUUCCACAGAUCCCAGUAUGUACAUGGAAGUCAGGAAAUGA
This is a messenger RNA of Onychomys torridus (southern grasshopper mouse), 1266 nucleotides long. Its product is annotated as killer cell immunoglobulin-like receptor 3DL1. NCBI's taxonomy places the organism in Eukaryota, Metazoa, Chordata, Mammalia, Rodentia, Cricetidae. The record is from RefSeq and is a predicted model, not a curated record. The transcript is spliced from 7 exons.